CUAUUACUGACAAAGGCCAUUUUAUCCUUUUUAGCAAUUUUCAACGUGAAAACUGCUGCAAACUACAUGCUUGCUGACAGCCGCAAGGAAAAUAAUAACCAAAGUAAGCUAAAACCCAGGGACUGGUCCUUGCCUUUACUAUUACCUGACUGAUUCUCUUGCUCUCCGGAUGGUUCCAUUUUAGCCCGGGAUUCGUCUGUUGUUGGAAACGUGGACAUGGGAACCCCUAGUGUUUUAUGGAAUGUUGCAAAGAAGUGUUUCACGGUUGGGGUUAUCUCACUUACAGUUUCAGAUCUAUUUGCCAGUAUUGUCCCAGUCCGGGGUGCCUCAAUGUCUCCCACAUUUAAUCCUAAAACCAAUUCCUUGCUUGAUUCAUUGAGUGAUGAUCGUGUUCUGGUCGAGAAGUUGUGCCUUAGAAAGUACAAAUUCUCACACGGUGACGUGAUAGUUUUCUGCUCUCCGGAUAAUCACAAGGAGAAACAUAUAAAGAGAAUUGUUGGCUUGCCAGGUGAUUGGGUCGGGACUAUUUACGACGUGGUGCAUAUUCCAGAAGGACAUUGUUGGGUCGAGGGAGACAACUCAGCUUCCAGCUUAGACUCGAGGUCUUUUGGCCCUGUUCCUUUGGGUUUGGUUAAAGGAAGGGUCACCCAUAUUUUGUGGCCUCCACAUCGAGUAAACAGCAUCGAGAGAAAAACUUCUCGAAACAGAGUUUCGCCCUCCUAAUUACAUCUGAAUUCUGAACCGCUGUUCCCUUCUUUUUCGUUGGAUUUACGGUUUCUUUUUACCCUCACUUUAAGCAGUUGUCAAAUGCCAUGGCAGAGUUCUUCAUGGGCAACUAAUACAUUUGUUUCCAUUGAUAUAAUUAACAUUUCAGAAUGCCCAAUUGUUAAAUUCAAUUAGUUUGUAGCA
Messenger RNA from Gossypium raimondii (Peruvian cotton), 909 nucleotides. RefSeq lists its product as uncharacterized. The record is from RefSeq and is a predicted model, not a curated record. Gene Ontology annotation, biological process: mitochondrial respiratory chain complex assembly. Gene Ontology annotation, cellular component: membrane; mitochondrial inner membrane peptidase complex. The coding region runs from base 217 to 723 and encodes 168 amino acids. The transcript is spliced from 5 exons. Lineage: Eukaryota; Viridiplantae; Streptophyta; Magnoliopsida; Malvales; Malvaceae. Gene Ontology annotation, molecular function: serine-type endopeptidase activity.